Molecule: messenger RNA, 709 nt
Organism: Elaeis guineensis (African oil palm)
Lineage: Eukaryota; Viridiplantae; Streptophyta; Magnoliopsida; Arecales; Arecaceae
Product: protein SMALL AUXIN UP-REGULATED RNA 51
Biological process (GO): response to auxin
Source: RefSeq, a predicted model, not a curated record
CUCACAUUCUCACUCUGUAUCUCCUCCUUCCUCUCCUUUCAGUCCACCUCUCUUAUCUAUCAAAAAAAACCUCACAAGGAGAAAAGGUAAAAGAUAAUGACUCUUAGGAAGCACAACAAGCUUUCCCAAACGAUGGUAUUGAAGCAGAUACUGAAGAGGUGUUCCAGCCUUGGGAGGAAGCAGGGGUUGGGUGGUGGUGGAGAGGAGGAGGGGCUGCCGGACGAUGUGCCGAAGGGCCACUUUGCGGUGUACGUGGGGGAGAACAGGAGCAGGUUCAUUGUUCCUAUAUCUUAUCUCAGUCAUCCUGAGUUCCAGCGCCUCCUUCGCCAGGCUGAGGAGGAGUUCGGCUUUCGCCACCACAUGGGCCUCACCAUCCCAUGCGAGGAGGUAGUCUUCCGGUCGCUGACAUCUUCGCUUCGAUGAGAAGCUGAGGCUUCUUCUACUUCUUCUUCUUCUUCUUCUGCUGCUGCUGCUGCUGGUUGGUUUGAUGGAUUUUGUAAUGAUUUCUGAUACCAAGCUCAUGAGAAAUUGCAUGGGUUGGAUAUGUAGACAUUAGAGUGGCGUGCUCGUUAAUUUGCGCCCUGUAGUAUCCGAUUAUUAGUAUAUAUUUGAGAAAGAGAGGGACUGACUUGAGUCACCCUAUUCAUGUGUAAACCAUCUUUGUCUCUUGCACUGAUUUAUCUUUGUUUUGAGUUUAUGAUUGGUUUCU